Molecule: messenger RNA, 924 nt
Organism: Hipposideros armiger (great roundleaf bat)
Lineage: Eukaryota; Metazoa; Chordata; Mammalia; Chiroptera; Hipposideridae
Gene: FAM241B
Product: family with sequence similarity 241 member B
Exons: 3
Coding region: 148-510 (120 amino acids)
Cellular component (GO): intracellular membrane-bounded organelle
Source: RefSeq, a predicted model, not a curated record
GCUGCGCGCGCGCUUCCUGUGAGGUCAGGUGGGAGGAAGCGGCCUGGGAGCCGCGGGGAGUGGACGCCGCCGAGGCCCGGAGCCGCACCUGCAGCCUUUUUGAGGUCAGAGGAGACAGCCCAGCAGGGGCCCAGAGCUCCUGAGAGCAUGGUGCGGAUCUUGGCCAAUGGGGAGAUCGUGCAGGACGAUGACCCCCGCGUGAGGACUACCACCCCGCCACACAGUAGCACCCCUCGACAGAGCUUUCUCAAUAGGGGUCAUGGUGCACCCCUGGGGGGUCCUGGCCCCCGACAGCAGCAAGCGGGGGCCAGGCUGGGUGCUGCUCAGUCCCCCUUCAAUGAUCUCAACCGGCAGCUGGUGAACAUGGGCUUCCCCCAGUGGCAUCUCGGCAACCACGCUGUGGAGCCCGUGACCUCCAUCCUUCUCCUCUUCCUGCUCAUGAUGCUCGGCGUGCGUGGACUCCUGCUGGUGGGCCUCGUCUACCUGGUGUCCCACCUGAGUCAGCGGUGACCUCUGCGCGAGGGGCAGGCGUGGGGUAGAGGGAGUUGCUGGGCCUUGGUGUGAGAGCAGGCACGCAGGGCAGGGAGGGGACCUACCUAGUGGUGCCUUGAGAUGUUUUUAGGUGGUACUGGGCCUGCAUUCAGCACAAAGUCAGAGCAAGCAAGGGAUUCCCUUUCCAUUUUCUUCCAAUCCUUUUAUGCCAAGAAGACAGUCUCAGCUUGGUGCCAAUAUGUUCUCAUGCCCCUGGAACACUAGGGAGCAGACCCUGGGCUCAGGGCAGCUGCGGAAAGUUUCCAGACUUUUAUAGCUCUUGUUUUGUUUUAAUGGUAUAUUUUUAUUGGCUACCUUUUAUUUAUGGCAGGUGGUAUUGGCAUUCUAUUUAUUGUGGUGGUGUUUUCAAUAAAUAAAUUUAAGUAAAGAUGA